This is a messenger RNA of Cinara cedri, 7108 nucleotides long. NCBI's taxonomy places the organism in Eukaryota, Metazoa, Arthropoda, Insecta, Hemiptera, Aphididae. The record is from the annotation of a GenBank genome assembly.
AUGAAUUUUGCAGAUAUAACUAAUCUUGCUCAACUUCUUGUAUAUGUUAGAUAUAUUUAUAAAAAUAAAAUUGAAGAAGACUUUUUAUUUUGUCAACCAUUAGAAGGACGUACAACUGGAAAUGAUAUUUUUGUUCUUAUAAACAAUUUUUUAGAAAUUAAUGAAAUUCCCUGGUCAAUGUGUGUGUCAAUAUGCACUGACGGCGCAGCCGCCCUUACUGGUUCAAAAAAAGGUUUUAAAGCUAAGAUUUUAGAAGUGUCUUUAAAUAUAAUGUUUAGCCAUUGUAUGAUUCAUUGAGAAGCUUUAGCUUCCAAAAAACUUCAACCAGAUGUUAAUAAAGUACUUCUUAAUGCUAUAAGUGUAAUAAAUUUUAUAAAAUCAAAGUCAUUAAAUUCCAGACUUUUUACUAUACUUUGCAAUGAAAUGGGUUCUGACCAUGAAAAAUUGCUUCUUCAUACUNUUAUAUCGACGAUGACAAAUUUGAAAUGUUUUCAUGUUUAUCAGAAUUCCUAGGUGAUAAUGAUGUGGAUAUUAAUAUGAUAAAAGAAAUUAUAACUGCUCAUCUAAGAAGUUUACAAACAAACUUUAAUGCACGGUUUGAAGAUUUCCCAGAAGAAAGUCUAGGUUGGAUAAGAAAUCCAUUUCAUUUUAAUAUCAAUGAAAUAAAAUUAGGAAAUUUAAAAAUAAGCGAAGAACUAAUUGACUUGUCAUCAGAUGAAAAUCUACGUAUCAGAUUUCAAGAAAAUGCAUGUGAUACAUUUUGGAUUUCCAUCAAAUUUGAAUAUCCGGAAUUAUCAAAACAAGCCAUAUCAAUUUUACUUCCUUUUGCAUCAACUUAUUUAUGCGAAACAGCAUUUUCAACACUAAUGAUAAUUAAAAACAAAUAUCGCUCCAGAUUAAAUGUUGAAGCUGAUUUAAGAAUAGCAGUGUCAAAUAUCAAACCAAACAUAGAAUCAAUCAUGUCUACAAUGCAAGCUCAGGUCUCUCAUUAAAAUAAUUAAAUAGUAAUUUUAUAAUUUUAAAAAUAUUAAAAUUAUGAUUAUCAUUAUAAUAAUACAUUUUUUAAUUUUAGAAUUUAUAAAACUUUAAUUUUGUGUUUUUUUUUUCAUGUUAUUGAUUAAUUAAAUUAAAGAAAUAUUAAAAUCGCCUAAAAUUAACGAUUUAAUUUAUAUGAAUAAAAUGUUUGUAUACAUUAAGACUAUUAAGAAAAUUUAUAUUAUACACUUACAUAAUAUUGGUAGGAAGGGGGGUCGUAUUAUCAAAAUAAAUCAUUUUAGGGGGUCGUGGAUCAAAAAAGGUUGCGCACCACUGGUUUAUAGUUGCUUCCAGGUGUACAUUAAAUUAUCUAAAACAUUGGAUGUAUCCGUCUACAUUAUCCUACGUAGUCUUUUUAAAAUUAACUCUUUGCUGUAGUUAUUUUUAUCGUUUUAUAAUAAUAAUUUCCAAAGUACAUUAUCUCAUUAUUAGAUGUCACUUAAUUUUCACGAAAAUUGUCUGCAGUCGAAAAAUGCAAAAUUAUAACUAUUUUUCACUUGUCUUAGAAAUACAGAUUAUUAUUUUACGAUUAUUAUACAAUUCUGUUAAAUUUACUUUUCCCUUUUUCAUUAUCUUCUGGCACAUCUUUCAUCCAACAAAUUUGUAAAAAUCGGUAGUAGAGCAAUCGCUUUAAUAUUUUAAAUUUAUAAAUUAUAUAAGACAUAUCAUCAUUAUAUCAUAAAUUCGAAACCUAUUUGAAUUUGAAUUUAAACUUCUCUUUUUCUAGACUUAUAGCACCAGCAAAAUUUUACUUUCAUCCACAUACAUAAAUAACUUCAAAUUUAAUUUUUAUUUUACAUAUCUAAUGGAUGGACAUUAAAAGAGGUAAUCAAUAUUGCCCAGAUCUAAAAAACUAGACGCAACAUUUUAUACUAAAUGGCAAUGUUUUAGAGAACAUGUCAUUCUUUUUAGGUGUACCUCAGGUGGUCAUAUUUUAUCACUUUUUUUAUUUGUCACUCAUAAUAUUGCGUUUGUUUUUACACAUGUCCGUAGACAGUUUUAAAUUAUCAAUGAUAUUUACUUACUGGAAAAUUCCGGCACUCAUCAACCUAGAGUCUCAUUUCCAUGUUCACAUGGAUUAAAAAAAACAAUUAUAAUUACUAACCAGUUUAUUUGUAUUUCAUUUCAUAGGGUCAUUCAAAUAUGAUACCAAUACGAAAGGUAAGUGUUUCAUUUUUAUUUUUUUCUAAAUGGUUGUUGGUAGCCAGCCCCGAGGUUUGACUAUAGCGGGCUACUGGCCGAUAGGGUAAUGACUGGUGGACAGGACGGAUAUAUUAGGUAACCAAAGAAGAAACCUUAUGUAUAUGGAUUUUAUGUGGUUACUAUGUUAUGUAUUGAAAUAAUUAAAAUAUAACUUAAAUUACUACGACAAUAGAAAGGGGGGAAGGAGUUUGCUUAUUACUAAAAUACAAGAAUUUUCAAUACUUAUGAUUAAGGGGUACAAAUUAAAUAGGCGGUAUGCUGACCGUGAAUCUGGUUGAUGAAUGUUGGUCCGGUAGCGCGGUACGCGGAUGACUGCACCCGGCAUGGAUGACGCGGGCGGCAACGACAAAUGCGUGGUAGAUACGAUUCACGCACGAAGGGCGGCCAAGGGGCACGCGUGCGACACUAAGAGUGUAGUUAUAUAUUUAUAUAUAUAUAUAUAUGUUACAACGGCGUAAAAGAGAGAACAUACUUUACGGCACACGAAGAGAAAAACGAACUGAACUCGCAACAAAGGCCAGGGGGACAGAGCGACGCGAUGUCGUCGGUGGACGGACCAGUUUCGCGCCGGCGAAAAUGCGUGCACCUCACUAACACACGUUAAUGCCGGGAGCGUGCAGCCCAUAAACGCGGAGCGCGCGAUAAGACGGCCGCCGCGCUGAUAUGAGAUCGAAAGUGACACGGAUGAUACGAACGCGGAUAUGUGUACGGCUGCAACAAUGGUAUUUGUCAAUAUUUACUUAGAAAACGUCAAAACAUUACAUUUUAAUGUAGUUCCUCUAUUUGCUCUAGGGUCAGAAUAUUUUUUUUUUAAUCUGAGUGAAGAGUAAAAUUAAUGAUUCUAUUAUGAUACGUGUUUUUUUUUUGUCUAUUAAAAACAUUCGGACCAGAAAUCUUCCUCCAAUUAAUAAUUUUCAAGGAUCUAUUUUAUUUUGUAUCUAGUUGGUACGUUGAAAUAAAUAGGUCAUAAUAUUGUCGAAUUACUAUCUUCGUUGGGUAAAUAUAUUAAUCUAUUUAUAUUAAACAAUAUUAUUUUAUAAAUGAAGUAUCAAAUGUAGCACAUUUUUUGAAAGGAAAUUUCCUUGAGAUGGUUUUUCAAACAGCUAAUUAUUUGAUUAUCUACUGGGAUAAUCUCAGUUUUCCCAAUAAGUGGGAAUAACCGGGAACAAUUUAGGAAAAACGAUAAAAUUUAAGAAAAUAAUGCUUUUAUUAUUUUCAAUUUUGUUUUUCAUUGUGUUGUAAUUCAUUUUAAAAUAUUUUUAGAAACUCGAAAUUUGUACAGAAAACUCAUAUUUUAUUUUUUAAACAUUGUAAAACUUUAAAAACAUUUGAGCUAUUUUUGUGCUAAUUAUAGAGAUUUUAAUUUUGUGAGCUUACACAAAAUUUUGAUUUGGUAAUUACUCUGUGAUAUAAUUAUUAUUAAAUAAAAAUACUUGAAAAUUGAACAGGAGGUUCUUUAAAAGUCGAAUUUUGUAACAAAAAAAUAUUGAACUUAAUGUAUACUAUAAUAUUUUUUUUUUAUGAAGGAAUUUUAAUAUUAUAUUUUGACGAAAGUCGUUUGAGUUAAAAAUUAUAUGGAACCUGACUUUACCAUCGUUCUUAAAUCGGCAAUGUAUAUAUAUAUUUAAGAACGAUGGUAAAGUCAGAAUCGAGCGGAUUGGCUUAGUUUAGAAAUUACAGCCUUUUGAAGUUCUGGUAAUGUGCGGAUAUUAUAUAAUGACAAUUUUAUAGUAUGACAGUUGUAAUACAGUGGUACGUAGAUAUUGUCAACCCAAUGGUUGUGCGUUCAAACCCAUGUUUUGAAAAUGUUUUUUUGCUAAACCACGUCGGGUAGGUAGCAGGGGUAAAAAAAUGUAAUAAAUGCAACAUGCAGAAUGUGUUUACUACGUUAGUCGUCGUAUUCAAAAUAUAUUUAUUUUAAAUCAAAUUAGACGAAGCUAUUUAUUUAUUUAUUUAUUAAAUUAUAUACAUAUAUAUUGUUGAAAUUGCAAUAUUAUUAACCAAGCUUCUCUCAGAACCGUUUUUCGUUAGCAAUGGGUAAUCGUUGCGAGAAGAUAUUAAAUUUCCCUUUUACCUUCCUAAUUUAUCACCUACAACAGUGGUCUAGCAUCGUGCGAAGUAUGCCUGUUCUCUUUUUCUUAGUAUUAUAUAUUAUCUGUUCAAACUCUUGUCCUUUUGUGCAAAUAUCUAAAAAUUAUUUCGAAAAAAUUGUAAAUUCAAAAGGAUCUCAAACAAUAAUAAGUUAUGCUUUUGUAAAAAAAAAUCUCAUUAAAUAUAUGUUAUAACUACUUUACAGAAUUCAAAUGAAAUGUGUAUAUCACUACUUUGUUUGAAUUCUGUAUUUCAAGUUACAGUUAGUGCAUGUACAGUUUUUAAUUAUAUGUUGAAACAAUUUUAAACAUUGACUUAGAAUUGUAAAAUUGUAUUAUUACGUAACUACUGAAUUUUGGCAUUGCGCCAUCGUCAGAUUACUGAUAUACAUGAAUAUUUGAAACAAAAACAUACCGUCAAUUUGAAUAAAAUUAACGAAUAUUAAAUAAUAAUAUUAUACAUGUAGGUAUGCAUAAUUUGAAAUUAAAACGGUGGUAAUAGAGAUAAACAGAAAAUAAUAAUACAGAACGAAUACUGUUAUUUUUUUUAAUACCAUCUUUAAGUUUAUGUAAAAAAGUAAACAGAAAGUAAGUUUAGAUUAUGAGCAGAACGAGGAAUACAUUGGUUUUACAAUGUUGUUUAUUUUUUUUAUUGAUUUAUUAUUUUCAUCCGUGAACAGCUCUUCUAUCUACCAGCAAUUUCGCUCCGUUUUCCAGUUAUAGCAAUUUUUCUGACAAGAAAUCUGGCUAGGGUGGUACCUAGGUGGUUUUUUUGAUUUCCCUAGCUAUUUUCAUAAGAAAUGGGAAAACCGGAAAAAUAGAUACACUAUUAAACAAAUUGUAUUAAAGAAAAUAUGUAAUGCUGAAUGUACAUGUAAUUAUUUUAUCAUAAUAUGAUAUAUAAUCUUUAUAUGUAUAUUGUUGACAAAGCAACACUAUUAACUGAACCCCGCUCAGAAUUGUGUUUGGUUAAAAAUUGUUAAUAGUUGCUUACAGAUAUACAUUAUAUUUCCCCUCAAACUUUCUAACUUUUUAAAAUCAGUUUGUACAAUAUGUAAUAUUAUAUUAUUAAAACUAUUGGUUUCACUUUAUAUUUUAUAUGAUCUCGAAUUUAUAAUAAACAUAUAAUACUUAAUGAGUAUUUUUACAGACAUUUUUAUUGAUGUAUUUUUUUUUGAGAUGUAUUAAUGUAAUUAUUAAAGUCAUUUUCGUUUUAGGAUUUGAAUUUAUCUAUAAUAAUAAUUUGAAAACUAGACAAUUGUUAUUAAUAUAGCGAUUUCGUGUGACACUGAAUACAAACUUUGAGCCAGGUUUUGUAUGUCGGUGUCUCGCAUUGUCAUUGAUGUUAAUAGUAUACCUAUUACUAUUGAUAUUACUUGUGAUGUCAUAACUAAUAAUAUUUUACCUAUAAAUUAUUUAUUUUAAUUAUUCAACAAUAACUGUAUAGCAGUGAUGUCCAACGUGGGCAAUACCACCCCCUUGUGGGCUUUUUUAAUUUUAAAGGGACUUUUUACUUAAGGGAGCGCUAAUGGGGGCGAUUCUACUGUGACUUUUAUUAUUCAAAUGAAGUUAGAAUUUAGUGUAUAUCUGUGAAGUUAGCGAGUGGAUAUUGAGCACUCACAUAAGGUUGUCUUAUGACUUUUUCUAACAAUUUAUUAUUGUAUGUCACCCAGUCUUUAAAAAUAUAAUCAACUAGCCGAUAACAUAUUUUCACUGGGUGAUAUUUAUGUCACCUAGUUCAUUAGUUUAAAAAUGCACUUCGUACGCUAUGUGGAAAAUUCCAUACCUCGUAGAUAAAUUGAGCACUAAUUAAGCACUAGAACUAGAAAGGUACUAGAAAGUAAAUUAUUGUUCAAUGGCCAUUCACUAACUUUAUGGAUCUAUUAGUAUUAUUGUAUAUUUGUUGUACCUACUUAUUAUCAUAAUAAAGAUUACGUUAUCCUAGAAACUUAUCCGAGAACAAAAUGCUAUGAAAAUAUUUAAUUUUCACCUUAUAUAAUGGCCAAUUAAAAACAAAACAAAAAUUUUUUUAAAUUUAUUGUUGUGCGUGGUGGGAAGAGGUGAGCGGUGUGAGUUUAUGAAAAUCAAAUAGGGUUGUUGAGUAAAAAAAGAUUGGGUCAUCCCGCUGUAUAGUACCUAAUAAAGAUAUUUAAAUUACUAAUAUUUUUUUUAAUUUUUAUUUUCCAGCUCUCAUUUGUAGUAAGUACAAUGCACAUCAUACAAAUUAAAUCACGAGCAGGGUGGAUUCACUGACUUUAUAAUCUUUGCUUAUUCGUCUUGAUUCAUCGUUGAGAUACAUAGUAAAUAAUACUAUGGGAAUUUUUUUCAAGUAUUACCCACGACAGUAAGGGUUCUGUUUAACACAUUACUUCAUUCACUACAGCUAUUGUUUAUUAAAUAACUUAUGAAUUAGUCUAUAUCGUAUGUACAGUUGAUGCCUUCCCCUUCAGUUAUGGUUAAUAUAAUCUUAAUUUAUACAAAUUAACCUUAGGAUGAUGUGGGACUGUCGUUCAUCAAAAUUUCUUGACAAGUUUAGCCUAGGUGAGGGCCCUUCUUUUUUGUGAGGGUAUGUAUUUUGCGACACAUCUAAAAAUAAUUUUGAUAAUUAGCGCCACUUUUUAUCGUUGUAGAUUGUGCUUAUAUAAAACAGAACUAAAGGGAAUUUUAUAAUCUGUGCAAUGUUGUACCUACACAAAUUUUAAUUUGUGUCUUUGUUCACUUUAUUAAGAUUGUAGUUUACACUACUUAAAUACUAAUAAACAAUUUUUUUUCAACAGAUU